AACUAUUUCUUUCGUAGUACGACGUACCUGUACUAUCAGCAAGUGAAUACAAAGCAAACAUCCCCGUUGGCAACCUCUUUUCACCUUGACAUAUUUUCUUGACGUCAAUCCGCAACACCACCAACCAAACCACCACAUCUACUCUACCUCUGCAGGACUCUACCUCUGCAGAGACAAGAUGAUCGACCAUCGCAUUUUCGAGGAUCUUCAGACAAAGAUCGAUGAGGAGACUCACGUUCGUGAUGAACUCCAAGAAAUCGUCCAGACGCUCGCGAGACGGGGACGCUCGACGCAAGCUAUCCUCUCUCGCGCUCAUUCUACACCCUCUGGCCAGCUAAAACCCGUCCUCGACAGCGCAACCAAAGAAAUCAUCGCCCAGAAAGCAGAAGUCACCCGUCUCAAGGUCGUGGCUGACCAGCACCCGUUCUACAAGUACAACGGGCUGUGGACGCGGGAGUUGCAGAAUCUUGUGACGGCUAUCGAGCUCUGCGCGUGGUUGGGCGGAUUCCAAGAGUACAAGAGCGCGGACUCGAGCGAGUUUUUGAUGAUUGAAGAGGUUGGAAAGUUCUUGGAUGUCCCCGUGAACUUGAAAGAGGAGGAUGCUUUCCACCUGACUAUCGAGGAGUAUCUGCUUUCUCUCAUUGCCAUGGCUGAGGAAUUGUCUCGUCUGGCUGUCAACUCCGUGACUCUUGGUGACUACACGCGUCCGAUGCAGAUUGGCAGUUUCAUCAAGGAUUUGUUUGCGGGAUUCCAGUUGCUCAAUUUGAAGAAUGAUGUGCUGCGGAAGAGGAGUGAUGGGAUGAAGUACAGCGUCAAAAAGGUUGAGGAUGUUGUCUAUGAUCUUUCGCUGCGCAAUUUGAUUCCCAAGUAGUGCUACGGCUUAAUUCACGGAAAAGUAAAGAUAGAUUAUCGCGAGGUAUCAAUACUAGUUUACAAAAUUAUAAAAGACAACUGAGUUGGGGGACACCAUCAUAAACAUAAAACCAAGCCCCUAAGACAACUUAGCCUGC
Messenger RNA from Aspergillus glaucus CBS 516.65, 1010 nucleotides. Its product is annotated as translin. Gene Ontology annotation, cellular component: nucleus; cytoplasm. Gene Ontology annotation, molecular function: single-stranded DNA binding; RNA binding; sequence-specific DNA binding. Lineage: Eukaryota; Fungi; Ascomycota; Eurotiomycetes; Eurotiales; Aspergillaceae. The transcript is spliced from 8 exons. Gene Ontology annotation, biological process: RNA metabolic process. The record is from RefSeq and is a predicted model, not a curated record. Bases 179 to 871 code for a protein of 230 amino acids.